Molecule: messenger RNA, 2054 nt
Organism: Cottoperca gobio
Lineage: Eukaryota; Metazoa; Chordata; Actinopteri; Perciformes; Bovichtidae
Gene: tmco6
Product: transmembrane and coiled-coil domains 6
Exons: 13
Coding region: 103-1590 (495 amino acids)
Molecular function (GO): protein binding
Source: RefSeq, a predicted model, not a curated record
ACACCGAAGAAGAACUUCAACCAUAACAUCUUCCACCAUGAAACAAGAAGCUACUUUAACUAGCGUCUAACUGUUAAUAAACUGUUAACUGAAAAUAACCAAAUGUGGAGAUUAAACAAAGUUCGCCACAAAGAUGGUCGACAAGGCGACAGUGUGGAGGAGCUCAAGUUAAAGAGGCGAGAACACGAGAAAGCACUGAGACAAGCCCGCAGAGACAGACAGCUUGUGAGCAAGAGACUCCUGCUGAAUGACGAUGAGGACCAGCCAGAGGUCACCAUGGACACUAUCUCAGGAGAACACGACGUAGUCAGUUUGCUACACAAACUUCAACAAAGCGGACCGGAGAGGGACGCCCACCUUAAAGCUUUGAGUAAAGCUCUCCGGGACCCAUCAGCACAGCUCACCUUCAUCAAGCAGGAGAAUAGUAUGCAUCUUCUGGUUGGUCUCCUCACUGGCUCUGAUGCUACAUGCCGUCUGCAUGCUGUUCGGUGCCUUCAUGAGCUGUCUCAUUCUCCCAUCACCAAUGUGGCACCAGCCUGUCUGCCUGCCACCCCCUACCUACUCACCUAUCUCUCUGGCCAGAGCACCAAGUUUACUGAACUCUGUCUCUACACGCUUGGUAAUUUAUGCCCAGACAGCGACGCUGUGAAAGAGAAGCUCCUGGCACAGGGAAUCAUACCAGCUCUAGCCAACUGUAUAGAGAACCAGAGACCUAACCUUGCAGUGGUGGAAGCUGUUGGAUUCACCCUUUCUCAGCUUCUCCAGGCCAAAGAUGCAGCAGAGAAAAUAGUCCCGAUGGUUCUGGCCUCCAGCUUACCUUCACACUUGUUAUCUGUCCUGACUCCUGACCCAAAGUUUGGCCUGGCACCUGCCAUUGAGUGUGCAUGGUGUCUUCACUACCUCACAUGCAGUGUGAAGGACAACAGAGUGCUGUUGUCUCAUGGGGCCCUGUUUCAGUGCAGUUCCCUGUUAGUGUCACUAGGUGGGGCUGUGGCGGAAGGAAACAAAGAAGAAGGAAUGGAGCUGUUUAUAUGUCCUCUGCUGAGGUGCCUGGGAAACCUCCUGUCCUCCUGUCCAGCGAAAGACCUGAGCGCUCAAAUGGGUGACGUUCGUAUCGUGGUUGCUCUGUGUGCACUGCUUCAGGCCUACCUGCAGACCCAGCCAGCGUUGGCUAGAGAAAGUGCCUGGGUCCUCAACAACCUCACAGCUCACUCCAGUGCUCUCUGCUCUGCUCUGCUGACUCUCAACUUGGUCCCUGGACUGAUCCAGCUCCUCCCUUUCUCUCAAGGAAUCAACACAAUGAUCCUGAGGGUACUCGCAAAUAUUGCCCACAAGAAAAAGGAGUUCUGUGUCCAGCUGGCCCAUCGUGGAUUACUGUCUGCACUCUGUGCCACACUUAAAAUGGCCGACCAAGAGAUGGUGACCCUGAGUAUGGAUGUCCUAUUUAUGCUGGUAGUUAGUGGUCCACAGGUGUCAGAGGAGUUUGUGAAGCAAGGCGGGCUUUCCCUGUUGGAAGCCAUUCAGUACAACAGUGAAGGAGAGAUUAGACAAAGAGCAACACACCUCCUGGAGCAACACCUGAUGUCAUAGUCAUCCUAUUGCUCGGUGGACAACAUCUGAUCGCAGACCCUGAGGACACCUGAGAGUACAAGACUGCGUGUUUACUUCUUGCGAUCUGUAAUAAUGUACAAACAAUGUUGAUAUAUUUGAAGUCAUUUUUAAUACAAUUUGAAUAUGAGCUACAAGUAUUUUGAUGUUUACCAUCUUGAGUGUUGUUUUUAAUGGUGCUUUAGUGUAUGUAAAGAUGAAAUAUAAUUAGUUUUAAUACCUGAGACUGAUGUAUUUUUGAUCAUCAAAGUCUCUCAUCUGAAACUGGAACAUCUACUGUCUGUACACAGAAUGAGUUAAUAUGAUCGACGGUAAAUAUCCAGAAUGAGGGUGAUGCAAAAGCACCCUUUUUUAUUGUUUUUGUGAUGAUGGAUGUGUCAUGUAUAUUUAACCAAUAAUGCUUUUUACUCUGUAUAUUCAUGAAAUAAAUAUCAAAUAAAUAUCAA